This is a messenger RNA of Cherax quadricarinatus, 4375 nucleotides long. Its product is annotated as alpha-1-inhibitor 3-like. Gene Ontology annotation, molecular function: endopeptidase inhibitor activity. Gene Ontology annotation, cellular component: extracellular region. The record is from RefSeq and is a predicted model, not a curated record. Lineage: Eukaryota; Metazoa; Arthropoda; Malacostraca; Decapoda; Parastacidae.
CUUCUGCAGAAGCUACAUGAUCACCACGCCCCGGCAGUGGACUGCGGAGGAGCCUAAUAAAGUGUGCCUCUUCACCACUAGUCGUGUACCAGUAGUUAUCAAAGUCAAUCUCGUGAGCUACAACUAUCCCUUCACCCAGGAAAAUGUACAAAUAACUGAGGCUCUGUUAAAUUUCCCUGCAGGUAAAGGAGCUUGGUGUGAAGAAAUAGUUGUGCCAAAAACUACGUACACUAGUGGCAUAGUGGAACUGACGGGUCAACUGCACGGGACACACUUCAACCACACUGCCCCUCUCAGCCUUAGACCCAUUUCCCCGAUGAUUUUCAUUCAAACUGACAAGUCCCUCUACCUACCAGGCCAGAUAGUUCAGUUCAGAAUUCUCACACUGUCCGGGCCUUACAUGCACAUCUCUACCCAAAAGUACUCUCUCGUGUGGAUAACUACUCCCUCUGAUACCCGCGUAGCACAGUGGCUCAACGUUGACAAUUGUAAUGGUUUGGUCCAUCUCUCGUUUCAACUGGCUGAUGAACUUGAGCAGGGUACAUACACAAUCCACGUAGAAUCUACCGAGAGCAAGAGGACGAUGACUUUUAAAGUAGAACAGUACGUUCUGCCACGCUUUGAAGUGACGGUGAUGGCCACAAAAUACGUUCUGAUCACGGAUAACCACUUUACAAUUAACGUCUGUGCAAGAUACACGUUUGGUCAACCAGUGAACGGCACGGCGAGGGUAGAGGUGAACAAUGGGCAAAGUAGACAAUGCUUAUCAAACGUCACCAAGGAAAACACUAUAUUUGAGUGCCAAGAUUUCGUGUUCAGUGCGGCUGAAUUGCAAGUAAUAGACUGCCAGGUGUACACUCUACUAGCAGUGGCCAGGGUCACUGAGGAAGGCACUGGGGUGGAGCUCUCAGGCGAGGCAGUCAUAAGUGUCUUCCACACUGAAGUAACUUUCAGAUCUGUGAAUGAGGAUACAUACAUGAAGCAUUACCUUCCAUACACCGUCCAGGUAAGAGCAGAGCUACCAGACAAAUCUGCUGCCUCAGGGGUAGCAGUGGAGCUGUGUGCUUCAAACAAGUGUACAGUGAUGGUGGUUCCUGAAGAUGGUUUGUUAACAAUAGUCCUCCCGUCAUACUCGACCAAAAGGCUCUCGAUGAAAGCUUUGGACUGUCGUGCCGGCAUGGAUGAAGGCACCUUCUACAAGGCCAUUGAACAUUACUACUCUCCUUCGAACUCUUCCCUUCUAAUCAGUGCACCAGAUGGUCAAUUGCCCUGUGCUGAUGGUCAUCCUAGGCAACAUAUGCUCACACUGUGGUAUUCUGCAUCCCAGCCUACAGCAGAAAUCCACCUACAGGUGGUAUCGCGUGGACAGAUCCAAUACUGGCAAGUUAAAGAAUACCAUCUAGUGGAAGAGGAGCUGCCUGUUAGAAUGGAGAGCCUCGUGGAUGAUCUUCCCCAUCCCCCAAGCGAGAUUAUAAGAGGCUUCCUAAGUAUUGCUAUUGAUCUACCUCCAAUGGUUUCUCCAACUGCCAUGGUGAUAGCUUGGUACACAAGGAUGGACGGAGAAGUGGUUUCUGACGCACGGGAACUCAAAAUUGAAAAAUGUUUGGCUUACCCUGUCGCUCUGACUUGGCAGGUGCCACAAGUUCAACCCGGUGACCUCACAAUGUUUACUCUAUCCGCUGAACCUAAUUCUUUGUGCAGUCUGGGUGUUGUAGACAAAAGCACCGAACUGCUGUCGGAUGCACCAGACCCCAUCACAUCGGAUACAUUAUUUAGCUACGUUGAAAACUUCAAAAUAUAUCCUUGGCUCAACAGCCAAGUUAAUGACUACGAAUAUUGUAGGAAACAAUUGGAAGGAACGUCUUACCUUCCUACGAAAGAUGGAGAAGAGAAUUUAUUUCCGCGGUUUCCAUUCCCAGUCUACUAUACAAAUUAUGUGGAUGCCCUUAAGAUGUUCGAUGAAUCUGGACUCUACGUCUUCACAGAUUUGAAGAUUGAAACAAGACCAUGUGAAAAGGAAGCGCGACAGCCAAUCAGGUUCUUCGCAGACGCUAGACCCGACGUGGCAGCAAACUUGUUAGCACAAACUAGCAAGUCCAUCCAGGAGAGCAGCCAGGGCCCAGUUACUCCUAGAACAAACUUCCCAGAGACCUGGUUGUGGAGCCUUAUCUUGCAACCGUUGUCGGGAGUGACUGAGCAGCAUCUAAAAGUACCAGAUACCAUAACUGACUGGGUUGGUAAGGCAGUGUGUGUUCACCCUGAAAAAGGCGUGGGUAUAUCUCGAAACUCUUCCCUAGUCACCUUCACUCCUUUCUUCCUAGACCUCACACUGCCGCCUUCAGUCAAACGUGGAGAAAUCCUCCCCGUGAAGAUAUCGCUUUUCAAUUACCUGGAUCGCCAUUUGCCUGUGACUGUGACACUGCAGGAAAGUUCAGACUACAAAAUCCUGGAACCAAUUAACUAUGGAUUACCUGGACGAGUGACUGCCUGUGUGGCGGCGAAGGAUAAAGUUGUAAACACUGUGAAGAUAGACUUCCUUGUACUAGGUGAUGUAAACAUCACCGUGUUUGCUUCUGUAGACCACGCCAGUGUUCUGCCUUGUGGAGGACAACUUAACACCAGUAGAAGUGAUGCUUUAAUUAAGGCCAUGAAAGUAGAAGCAGAGGGCUUUCCAAAAGAAAAGACUUGGAAUAAAUACGCCUGUCCAAAAGAGUUGGCCGCUGAAGAUUCACUAGAACAGUGGGAAAUAGCUCCACCAUCAGUUACUGUCCCAGGUUCGGAAAGAGCCUGGGUAUCUGUAGUAGGAGACCUCUUAGGUCAAACACUAGAGAAUCUUGGCUCGCUGAUCCGCAUGCCGUAUGGAUGCGGAGAACAGAACAUGAUCAACCUGGCCCCCAAUAUCUUCAUCCUGGAAUACUUGGACGCAUCUAGACAGACUACUCCUGAACUACGCCAGAAGCUUUUGCAGUUUAUGGAUACUGGCUACCAACACGAGCUUCUGUACCGACGUGCUGAUGGAUCUUACAGUGCCUUCGGUAAUGCUGAUCCUUCUGGCUCAACAUGGCUGACUGCUUUCGUUCUAAAGUCCUUUGCGCAGGCUCGCAAAUACAUACUAGUUGACGACGUUCGUCUGAAUGAGACUAGUGCAUGGCUGAAGAUGCAACAAAAUCAUGAUGGUUGUUACAGGUCUGUUGGGAAAGUCAUCCACAAGGACAUGGCGGGUGGAAUUAGCGGUAAUGACACUUCUGUGCCGUUGACGGCGUACGUAAUUAUAUCUCUGCUGGAGGCUGGCACCAGUCCCUCGGAACCAGAAGUUUCUGGAGCACUAGAGUGUAUCUUGAGUAGCUCUUAUACCCUUGACCCUUACGUCCUGGCACUCGAGGCCUAUGCCUUGGCUCUCGCCAGACACCAGGACACUCCAAAGGUACUGCAACAGUUGCUGAACCAAGCUGUAAUGAAGACUGAUACACUUUUUUGGAAAUUUCCAGCCAAAUCCGGUAGUAGCCUGGGUUUAGCAGUAGAAACUGCCGGUUACGCAAUUCUCGCGAUGAUGCGUAAUGCAAGCAGAUCUGAUCUUCUAGCAAGAAAAGUUGUGAAGUGGGUCACCGCUGAAAGGAAUGGCCAAGGCGGAUUUUAUUCAACGCAAGAUACAGUGGUAGCUCUACAAGCUUUGUCGGUGUACCAGACACUCCAGUACCAGGGACCUUUAAAUGUAGAUUUGACUGUGACCGCUGUUGGGUUUAAUCAUAAUUUCAGAGUAAUGGAGUCGAAUAAACUCUUACAGCAAUUGGUGAAGCUUACGAACCUCCCUACCAACGUCUCCAUAGACAUCAAAGGUCAAGGUUGUGUUGUUGUGCAGGCUGUCCUUAGAUACAACAUUCCUAUUCCAGACUCCGGUCAAGCUUUUAGCUUGACAGUAGAGACUAAGACAGAGCCUGAUGUGGCAUGCAUUACAAAGCGAAUUAUUGCCUGUGUAGCCUAUAUACUUGCUGAUGGCGCCUCAAACAUGGCAGUCAUGGAAAUAAGGAUGAUGUCGGGCUACAUACCAGAGAAAAAUGAUCUCGAAGCGCUUAAGAUGAACCCAACUGUUAAAAGAUACGAGGAAGCUGGAAGCUUGGUAUCUGUCUACAUGAACGAGUUGACUGCAACCAGAACUUGCGUAGACUUCCGUGUAAUACGUGAAGUUGAAGUAGAGAACAUAAAAACGGGAACAGUGGUGGUGUACGACUACUACCAGCCAGAGUUCUCUGUCAGCAAGAGCUACUCUCCCACCUGCUAACGAGUGCAGGUCGAUUAGCCCGUGGUGAACUUCAAGGACCUAGUCUCAAACUGCUAGUGUAAAAAUUAAUUUUACUGUUAAUAAACUUCGUUGUAA